Messenger RNA from Aspergillus welwitschiae, 342 nucleotides. RefSeq lists its product as uncharacterized. The transcript has a single exon. The coding region runs from base 1 to 342 and encodes 113 amino acids. The record is from RefSeq and is a predicted model, not a curated record. Gene Ontology annotation, molecular function: oxidoreductase activity. Lineage: Eukaryota; Fungi; Ascomycota; Eurotiomycetes; Eurotiales; Aspergillaceae.
AUGGUGUACACUGUAACCGUCCUCUAUCCCAAUGAACCCGAUGCAAAGUACGAUUUCGAGUACUAUUUCUCACACCAUUUGCCUCUUGUCGAUCGGUACUGGAAAAUAUAUGGAUUACAGGGCUGGAAUGUCGUGAAGUAUGGUCCAGGUGUUACUGGACAUCAAGUCCCUUACUUCUUCGGAUGUGUGCUCUUUUUUGAGGACGACCACGCAGCGAAGCAGGCAUUCGAAGGCCCUGAGGCUGCCGAAAUCCUGGAUGAUAUCGAGAAGUUCAGUAACAAGCAACCGUUGUUUUUGUAUGGUGAGAGAAUUAACACCGGAGGCUCAGUUGGCCAGGGUUAA